AACUAUGCAUACUGUUGUUAUUAUAACUGUUAAAGUCUUUGGUGUUCUUUCAAAGUCGAGUUUUUUUAUUCCAAUUUUUAGUUGAAAAAUUUUGUUCAUUUCUUUAAAAAAAAAUGUGGAAAUUAAGCCAUGAAAAUUAUAUUCUAGGAAAUAAAAUUAUUUUGAAAUAUCUUAGCACCCUAAAAUCUGUAGGAAUACUAUUUUUCCGAAUUGUUACUCCAAGUAAUUCGAAGACUUAAGCUUUAUUUUAAACUUUAUUGAAUCCCAAAGCUUAUUAAAGAGCUUUUAGGUUCAAAAUUUUGAGCUCUGACAGGAUCUUAAAUGUUUUGAGGCUAAGUCAAGAUUAUUUUUUUAAUUUUUUUGCAACUGAAGUAUUCUAAAGCUUUUAAGCUCACAAGUGUCAGCAUUAACAGGAUUUUAAAAGUUUUGAGGCUUAGUCAAGAUUGUGUUUCAAAGUUUAUUGCAACUAAAGCAUUCACAAGCUUUUCAAAGAGCUUUUAAGUUCAAAUGUUUCAGCUUUUAAUAGGAAUUUAAAUGUUUUGAGGUUAAGUAAGGUUAUGAAUUUGUAGAAUUUCCAACAAUUUGAUGUUUUUUCUUCUAACAAAGGGAUAUUAGUAAUUAUAGAUUAGAACUAUGAUAUUGGAUCUAGAUAAAAUUUCUUCGAAAGCUCAUACUAUUUAAGAGUUGGUUCACUACUUUCUCUGAUCAGAAUGUUAGCUAUAGUAAUGUAAUUAAACCGCAUAGUUCCUCCAUCAGGCUAAAAAGAGCCGAGUUCAAAGCUCCAAAAUAUCUAGUAUUAUAUUACUAUUGUAAUAAUACUAGUGGGGCAUUAUUUCUCUAGCAAUCAGAUCAGUUAACUCCACUGAAGAGUGAGAUCUACUAUUGUAAAGCUUCUAAGUUUUAUAGAAAAUAUGUUCAAAUGUUCAAAAAAUAUCCAAAUUUGUUUCCGGUGAUUGCAAGACUAGACUUCAAAUAUGGCUAUCUUGGAUAUGUCUAGACUCUUUAAAACUUGUUGAAGUUCUUUCAUAUGAAAGUUAAAAUAUCCAAGAGAUCAUUCGGCAUCGUGGUAAACAGUACCAUAUGAAUGAUAUUAGCCCUAUAUGUUGGGCUUUAAUCCCAAAAGCUUUGCAAGUCACGUGACGAGAAACCCUACUUUCUCUCAUCUGGCAGAGAGACCAUAUUUCACCAGUUUACGAUGUCUAAGUGUCUUAAUAUUAGGAUAUUAGGAUAUUGUUAGACUGUUAUUAGGAAUCACUAAAAGUCUGGACUCUCGACUAAAUAUAUUUUUCACUUCCCUGAACUAGUUUGAAUUAUAAAUAUAUUUUAUAUUUAAAUGGAAUUUCUCAACAUUUAAAUAUUAUGUACGCGCUUUUUUGAUCAUUAGACGAAUUCCUCGAAUUAUUCUCUGUAUUGCAUGCCGAUUGUCGUAUUAUUUACUACAUUUGUCACGAAGCUUCUACUAUUAAUACAUUCAUUUAUGUGCAUAACCUUCAAGUGCAAUGCGCCAUAGAGGAAGUGUAAUUAAACUUUCUACGUCGCUUAAUUAAAAAAUGCUAUCUCAUAAGCCGACUACGGCACUACGGCUUGAUACAAAUGCGCAAAACGGCUCGACUCGGCUUGCUGCCGGGCUGGCUUAGAAUUGAAAAUCGACAAGAAUCGAAAACAGCCAACAUUUCUGCAUUUCACAGCCCGUGCAUUGUGAGACUUAUGGCAUACAACGCCGAGCGCCGAGCCUCAAAUAUCGAAUGCUUUUGUUGUUACUAUUGUUGUACAAUUGUAAUCACUCUUCGUGUACCCCAACAAUGCCGGCAGUUAGUCCAUUGAAAUGCUGUCACUGAUGGGGCUGCUGCUGGCGCUGUUAUGUUGACUUGUCUACGAACGCGCUGUUGCUCGUUGUUUCGUUUCGUUUCUCUGCUCUCUUCGGCUGACUGCUGCACACACGCUCCGCUGAUGGAUUACUACCGAUAUGUUGCUCUUUAUGUUUUACUUUUGCUUCGUUUUUUUGUUUGGUUUUUGCAUUUUGUCAUUCCUAUUUUGUAGCACUCGUGUGUGUGUCAGCUUUUGGGGGUUCCGCUGUUGCUGCUGCCGUCUCUACUGACUGUUGCUCUUGCUCUUGCCGCCCAGCCGGCGGUCACACCACACACCAUCGCAUACCACUCUUUGCUCUAUACACUCCGUGAGUUUGUGUUGCUCUGCUUUUGUUUAUAUCUCUGCGCUUGGCGCUUGGCGCUUGUGGCCUGCUUCGUCGACGAAUUCUGUGUUUUCUGCGUUGCUGGUGCGCUCGGCUUUUGGUGCGGCGAAUAUGGACAACAGCAGCCCGUGGCACUUCGGAGCGUUGAGCGGUGAGUGGUGCUGUUGGACACACGUACUCAGGCUGCCUCAAUGUGUGUAUGUGUGGAUUAGCUGAUGGUUGACGCUGUUGUUGCUGGCACGGCACUGCUUGCCGUUGCUCUUGGUUCGUCGCUGGUUUGUUGGUUUGACUUUUGCUUUAAUUUUCUGUGUUGUUUCUGUGCUGCUGCUACUACUAAUACAACUACAAUCACAAGAGCGACGUCGUUCGACUACUGGUGCUGUUGCUGCUGCUGCUGCCGCCUGAGUGCUUGGGUUGGGUUGACUUGACUUGGCUUGGCUGGUGUUGUUGGCUUGUCGUCUGGUCGUUCUGCUGUCGGCGCAGACGGUCUGGUCUGCUCUGGUCUCUGGUGUAGUCUGCUCUGCAGUUGCGUUCGCGUUUCGAAAAUAGUUACAAGAUGUUCAUCGAAGUGAAUAGAACGUCUGAACGGGUGGUGGACUAACUAACUAACCAGCAAUCAGCCAGCCAGCCAGCUAGCCAGCGAAGUAAGCAAGCAAACAGUAAGCUGUUGAGACCGCGAGCAACGUCGCGCGCUGCCUUACAAUUGAAGUGUAGUGAAGUGAAAAACUCUCGGCUGUUGCUUAUUUUCUUUUUUUUGUUUGCUGUUUUUCAUUCUUACUUUUACUAGUCGGUUCUGUGUUGAACCAAGUGUCUGCGCCUCUCUGUAAGUGUGCGUGCGUACGUGUGUGUGCCCGAGUGGUGUGGUGUGGUGUGUUGAGUGGGAUCUGCAUUUCAGCGUCACAGUGUCGUCUAUACUGUGCUGUCUGCUGGCCACUCAUUUCAGUUCGGCAGCAACAUCCGCAGCAGCCGAACCAACCAACGCAUUUCAAAGUCGUCUCUUCAAUUCAACCCCCAACGCAAACGCAGAUGGUACGCUAAAAUUUUUGUAAAAAUUCUUGUGUGUUCGAAACGCGCGUGGACGCCCCCAAUGAGCUCAUUAAGAAUAUUUUAGAAAACUGAUAUAAAAAAAAUUGUUGAAAAAUUAAAAAUUUAUAAAAAAUCAAAAAAUUUUAAUAAAUUUAUUAUAAAAUUAACAAAAAAAAUUUAACAACAAAAAUUUUUAUCUACAAAUGCUUGCUAAAAAUGUGCAAUAACAACAAGUGAAAUGGAAAAACAACAAAAGUUAGUGUAGAACUCUUAUUUACUUUCUUCUAACAUUGCGGCGCAUAGUUGUGUGAAAGCAGUGUACAAAAAUAAAAAAUAAAAAAACGCGAAACAAACAGAAUAAAUAAAAUUAAAAAACGAAAUAGAAAAAACAAAUGCAAAUAGUAUUACUUAAAAUGAAACAUCAAAAACGGAUUUAAAGCCAAUUAUAAACUAAAACAAGCACAAGAAAAACCACAGAGCAGCGGAAGUCAAGUGAACUAAAGCAAAAAAAUGAAAUGAAAUGAUAUGAAAAAGUAUUCAAAAGUGAAACAAAAACAACAAAAAAUUAUAUUUAAAAUGAAAUAUGCAAAAAAACUGUAAAUGAAAGAACAUUAAAAUGCUGAAAACGUCUACAUUCAUGCAAACUAAAUGAACAAAAAAGUAACUGUGAAAGUGUGGCACUCAACACUAGUUCAAAAUUGCAAGAACUACUAAAUGUGUUACAAAAAACAAAUGCAAUAACAGCAAAUUGCUAAAAAAGUUAAAUGAAAAUUUGAUAUGUUAAAGCAACAACUAUAACUAUUUUUUAGUGAAAACAUUUAAUGAAACUAUAAAAAUUCAUACAAAAUAUUGGAAAAAAUUGAAUUGUUUUUUUUUUUCCAAACAAAAUAAAAUUAUAGUUUAUUUAUUCAAUAAACUCAAAAUAAACUGAUCGAAGUGCCAAAAGUGUGUGUGUGUGGUGAAAAAACAAAAACAACAAGCAUUAACAAUUCCAUUGCAAAUAUUUUCGGAAUUCCGUUUUUAUAUAUACAAAAUACAUAUGUAUAUAUACAUUCAAGUACAUAUUGAAAAUAUUACUUUAUUAUAACUGCAUUUACUAUAUAUAUAUAUAUAUAUAUAUACAUACAAACAUAAUUUUUGUGGAUAUAACCAUUUAAAUAACGGAUACUGUGUAUUUUGAGAAAGUUUGAUCGACAACAUUGUUAUAUACAUACCUACAUAUAUAUUUUAUAUACAAACGGCCACUUUUAUGAGGUGAAGAUUCAAUCUAUUCAACUUUAAAAUAAGAUUAUACAAAUUUUGCAUUCUAUCAAACUACCUAUACGAACAUGCUAAUUCAACAGGCAACUUUAUAAUGCAAGCUAGUCUGCCUUUAAACAAGCGCCAAUAGUGUGUUGCAAAGCAACAACGGAAGCUACACAUAUCCCGCCCAAGGAUCAACCUAGCACUAGAAAAUCAAGUUAUGGAACUACCCUCGAUGGUGCAACGCUCCGGCGACACGCUUAUAGUGCGUAGUGUCGUCAGUGGCAAUCAAUUGUACUUGGAUCAGGGUGCCGCUUCCACAAAUAAUAAUCAAAACAACAAACAUAGUAGUCCUUCACCACUGCAGCAGCAACAACAGCAACAGUCGAUUAGUGCCGCUAAUUUAUCAAAUAGUACGUUGGAACAAUUCGAACGUUAUCGUGCUGCAGCGGCACAAUAUCACCUACAACAGCAACAACUCCAGAAUGCCACACAACAGCAACAAAAUGCGGUGGCUGCUGCUUCAGCGGUGGCCCAACAACAGGCGAUGGAACUGAAGGAUGAGGGUCUGCCACAAUGUAAAAUCAAGCGAAAUUACAGCUGUAGUUACUGCACAUAUUUCACACAGAAUCCGCGUUAUCACCUGACGCAUUUGCGUGAUGUGCAUGGUGAAAAAAUCGUAAUUAAUAAGUGCAAGUUGUGUUUGUAUGCAUCGCGACAUUUCCAAAAGUUGGUGCGACACAUGAAAAUGGUGCACGGCUGCACCGAUGGUGUGACCGGCGGGCAUGGACAACCGCGUGGCAAGCGCGGUAUGAGUCGUGAGGCACGCAAGCGAAAACUAGAGCAAAGCGUGGGGCUGGGAAGUGCUCCUAUGGAAAUCAACAGCGGUAGUAAUAUGGGAAUGAGUGAAGGCAUGCCGACUUAUGAGCAGGUCAAACGCGAAUUGGCCGUUGUCUAUGAACGUGAAUUGCAAGCACAACGUGAGCGUGAGCUUGAAGUCCGACAACAAGCACGAAACGCCUACGAACAAGAAAUGCAAGCAGCUUCCGCAGCUGCAACUACGGAGGCACAACGCCGUCAGUCGCCAAUAAAUUCAAUAAACAAUAACAACAACAAUGCUAAUGUUAUUACAAAUGGCAGCAGCAAUAGCGUCAUGAACAGCCAAAAUGAUUUUCAAUUGCCACCCGCGCAUCAGCAACCGAUUAAUAUCAAUACACACAGCAUUGAGCUCUCCUCAUCUCCCACCGAUUCGGUUUCAUCGGGACAAGGUACUGAUGCUGCUACUUCAGCAGCCUUGCACUCGGGUGGCGUUUCAUUGUCAUAUGUUGGUGAUGAACCCUCGCAGAAUAGGCUCUUGAAAUGCAGUCUCUGCGACUUCACAACAUUAUUCCGCGCCCAAUUGUUGGACCACGAAAUGGAUGAGCAUUGUAAAACGAAAUUCUUCCGCUGUGAAAAGUGUUCGUAUGUCACACAUAUAAAAGCGCGUUUUAGCAAACAUGUUAAAUAUCACUCCAUGCCUAUGAUUAAGUGCGUCACUUGCGAUUUUCGCACACCAUAUAAAUGGAAUCUCGAUCGUCAUAUGAAAAAUCAUGGUGGUGCUGGUCCAUUCAAGUGUGCCGCCUGUGAUUUCACCGCUGAUAUAAAGCAAUCCCUGACCGUUCACGAAAUGAACCACCAUGUGCCGCCGGUGGGACAUGCAGCGGGCAUGUCGCUGGCACGACGACGCAACAAAGUCGGCGGUACAGAUUUAUGCGAUGACUUCCUAAGCGAUUCGGUAGAUUUAAUAGAAGAUCAUUAUAAUAAUAAUAAUAUUGAUGAAUACGAAGAAGCUUUAAUGACUGUGGAACCGUACAGCAAGCGUAGUAAAUAUGAUGAUGAUGAACCCACCGACUUGUCGGCGAAAGGAGGCUCCUCCGACACAUCUUCCGUGCAUAAUCAAAGUGUGAGUUUAGCACAGACGCCAAAGGCGAAGAGACCUAUACCGAAUCUCAUUCCGAUACCGAAAAAUACCGGAUCAAGCAUUAUUAACCUUUCGAAAGAGUUUGCCACACCGCGUAGCUCUCUUACGGAUAUCGCAUCCAUGUUUCUCAAUGACAAACACAUUUCCGAAAUUUUUGAGAAGACGGAUGCAGCCCAAUUGUCACCCACCCCCACCGUCGCGUCCACAUCAAGUCACGCUUCACGUAGUUUAUUACAAAAGAAGCCCAUACCUGGUGGCAGCUUUUUCGACAAAUUAAAGUCCUCUGCAUUGACAGGGCCAAAUGAAAAUCUUAUCUGCCCUUGCGGCCACAUGGCAAAAUGCUUGUCUGAAUCGAUAAUACAUCGCAAGACUUGCAAUUUCGCCGCUAUCGCCGAAGAUGACAUCGAAGAAGAGCAAGAUGAUGCAGAUGAUCGUCUGGAAAUAGAUUUUAACGAUGACGACGAUCGCCAGUCACAUUCGGCACUGAAUUUGAGUGUUACCGGAUCGACACGUUGUCAGCAUUGUCGCCACCGUUGCAAAUCGUCAGUAGAUCUUUUGAAUCAUCUUAAACAAUGCACCGAAGCAAGCCGUUGUGGCAAUGAUUCAUUUGAUUCACUCUCUGGUGAGAGCAACGGUGGACGUGCUGGUUGCGCUGACUCCAUUGCAGAUCAGCAUCCUAUGGAGAAUCGUGUAUUUAUUUGGAAUAAAAUUCCGGGCGGUGAGCCUGGACAACGUGAAGGCAGUCAAUGCUCAGAUUCACGCGGGCAAGCAAACAAUACAAUGGAGUCUUCGGGCAGCAGCGGGCAUGGCGCCAGUAGUGCUACUUGUGAGGAGAACAGUUAUUAUGGUGUUGAAACAGCGCCAGGUUAUGGCGAGGUAACGAAAAAGAUGACACCAGAGGAGGAAGCAGCUAAUUCAUCAUUGAAAAAGGUUUACAAAUGUCCACAUUGUUCCUUUUGGGCUUCCACAGCAUCGCGUUUUCACGUACACAUUGUUGGUCAUUUGAAUAAGAAACCGUUUGAAUGCUCACUCUGCUCGUAUCGUUCCAAUUGGCGUUGGGAUAUAACGAAGCACAUACGCCUAAAGACCAUCCGCGAUCCGAGCCACAAGAAUGCACGUGUCUUGAUGAAUGACGAGACCGGUCGUCGAAACUAUACCAAAUACAAUAAAUAUAUAACAUUGAUGAAAGUCACCGAAGAAGACGGUGAUCCGAAAUUGAUGAAAUCUGGCGAGAUGACACCCAAUCAGGUCGCUUCACUUUCCUUCAUCAAUGACUUUAACAAAGGUGUGGUGUCCAAUGCAUUGACAUCAACGCACUUGAAUGGCAUAAAGGAGGACAUAACCCUCGAACCAAUACCAUCCAAGUCAAGCAAUGGCGGUGGCGGUAAUAACGGUAGUGAUCAGUUAAACGAUAGUUUUAUACAUAUACCUUUACUGGCUACGAUGAUGAAUGUUGCAAUGACACAACAACAGCAUCAGCAACAGAAGGAUGCGGAUCAAGGUCAAACAACCAUGAUAACACCUUCAGUCACCAUUUCUGCAGUGAAACGCUCGCCACCGCCACUAAUGAAACCAAGCGAUGAUCUCGUUACGGACGUGCGACAGGAGGGGAAUGAGAAGAAAACAUUCUAUCGUUGUCGUAAAUGCAGUUUUCGUCAUACCAAUCGCGACGCGGUACUCGCCCACGUCAAAAUACAUUAUCAGGAUGCCAAUUAUCCGAUUGUAACAGCAACAGCAACUACUUCACCAAAAUUGCUGAAUUCGCAACAACAACAACCCAACACACCACUUCAAGUGGCUGUGAAUCAAAAUAUUUACAUGAACAAAGUUCUCGCCGCAAUGUGCCUUUCCCAGCAACAACAACAACAACAGCCCAAUUCGAGUACACCAAACAAUAACAACAAUAAUGAUCAACAGCAUUCCAUAAUAUCAACCGGUCUGCUACAGCAGGCUAUACAGGGUGCCUCACCAAAUUCACCACUCGGCUGUUUGGCAUUAUCGCUCGCCGGCAAGAGUCCAGCAAAAGCAACUGCUUCUAUUUUAGAGCACGGUGAGCAGAAAGCGACACAAAAUGAGGCAAGUGCCCAAAGGCCAACGUCGCCCAAACAACACAACAACAACAAUCCAAAUAAUAUAAGCAUAGCAAAUUUUGCGACGUCAUCGUCGACAACCGCUUCUCCCAACUCCUCGGGCGGCAGUAAUGCGAUUGGUGGUGUUGGUAUGGUCGGCAGUACGUCCACAUCAGCAUCAUCGUUGCAACACUUGUUGACCUCACCGCGUGGCACUUACACAACAUCAUCAUCAAAUUCAUCAUUACGCAAUCCAGUGCAUUCGCCUACAAUCGGCAACAGUAUCAACAACAGCAAUGGUGGUAGUGGUCAUACUAAUAACAAUAAUAACAAUAAAAAUUUGGUUAUGGGUGCUUUAACAGUUCUGAAACACAACAUCGCAACAACGCCUUCACGGCACUCAAACGACGGUGUCUUUGGUUCACCCACAAGCGCCGUUUCAACAGCAGCAGCAGCAGCCGCAACAGCAACAGAUGUAAAUGCUACAUCAUCAUCAUCAUCAUUACUACUAGCGUCACCAAAUGGUGCUGGUAGUGCAGCACAACACAAUACACCCAGUGGCACAACAGUAACUACACUUUCAACUACUCCUUCCAAUUGUAAUGCAUUCAACGGAGUUAAAAGCGCUAACAAUCCAUAUCAUAUGCAAAUGGGUGGUCUCAUCGGUGCUUCUUCAUCUAUGUCCAACAAUCAUAAUGUUGUUGGUAGUGGUGGUAGUGUUGGUGGUGGUGGUGGUAACGGUGUCGGUGUCAUUGGUAGUCAAAUGACUCAUAGUGAUAAUAAGAAUAGUCUAUGUAUUGGUGGUAUUAUGUUUGGUUCUAAUAAUUCUACUACUACUACUACUUCUACUACUAGUUUAAUUCGCAAUACUUCCAUACCUACUACUACAACAUCAUCAUCAGCAAUAGCAACAAUAGCUAGCAGUCCUACAACUGCUGGCCAUAGUGGUGGUGCAUCAUCAUCUUCAUGUAAUUUGUUAUUAAAUUCGGCUCAGUCGGCAACAGCGGCGGCGGCGGCGGCAGCAGCAGCGGCAGCAGCUCUUUAUGCUUCCAAUGCGAUCACAUUGUCACCGCCAUCGGCAUCGUCGUCGUCGUGCAUUUCGGCAAAUGCAACAACAGCAAACAAUUUCAAUAAUCUCACACAAAAUCUCAAUCAAAGUCCAAAUAACAAUUGUAGUAAUUUAUUAGUAAACGACAGCGAGCGACGUGAACCGUCGCCGUAUCGUUGCGGUCAUUGUCAUCAAGUAUCGAAUUGGAAGCAUGUCAUUCAGCGGCAUUGUCGCUUGAAACACGCUGGCGACAUACGCAUCGAAACCCUUGAUCGCACCGUCAAUAGCAAUGAACGCAAUGCGCCGCCCGUCUAUCGACCGCUCGGCAGUGGCGCCACCAAUGAGUCUAAUUAUGGGCAAACACUUAAAGCUUUACAACAACAACAGCAACAGCAUAUGCAGCAGCAACAACAACAACACCAACAGCAAUCCACACAUCUGCACAACAUGUCGGGUCCGCCAAGCAACAGUGUACUUAUGAGCAACAACAAAAACGAGCAACAUCUGUUGCAUUCACCACUCGCCGGCACUGCAGCCGCCAAUGCGGCGACUACACCGCAAGAGCUGCAACAAGCUGCCGCCGCUUAUAUCGCAGCCACCUAUAAGGCUGCAGCAGCAGCGGCAAAUUCAGCUGGCAAUAGUUCGGCGGCAGCCGCCGUCGCCGCAGCAGCUGCGCUUGGACUUAGCAGCGAGGAUUUGUUGUUGCAUCAACAAUUGCAGCAAAAUGAUCAAAUUGAAAUAACGCGCUUACCGCAAGGUGUCGGCAGCGCAGCUGCCGGCCAGUCGCAGUCGUCAGUACAACAGCCGCAGCCACAACAACAACAAUUGAAUUCGAAAUGCAAGCAGCAAAAGUGCCCAAUGUGCCCGUACAUCUCGGAGAGCAAAUCGCAAAUGAAUUAUCACAUCUCGUUGCAUAAGCCGACGCAGUACGAGUGCAAAUUGUGCACCUUCGUGUGCGCGAAGAAGCAGCAUUUGAGCAGUCACAUGCGUACCGUGCAUCAGCAACACAAUUUGGGUGCGUCCAACCAAAUGAGCAGCAGCAUAAACGCCGCCAUCAAUUCCAUGGACUUCAGCAUGGCGCUGCAAUUAGCUGCCGUUGCGCAGGCGCAACAGGAUCCUUCAUCAUUAAACUCGCCACUAGCUAUAGAUCUGACAGCUUUAAAGCAGAAAUUUUCUGUGUUUCAUCAGGAACACCAACAACAACAGCAACGCCAAUCACAGCAAGCAGCUGCCCAACACACGCAACAACAACUACAACACGCCCACCUACAUGCGCCAACUUCCGUUGAGAAUCGAAUAAAGUGCAUACUUUACUGCCCCAAAUGUCCCGCGCGUUACAUAGAAAAAUACGCUGAAACCUCGAGUGCCAAAUCGGAAUUGGAGGAUCACCUGAAAUACCACAGUGGCAGCGAUGCGCUGAGUCGCAUGGCCAACAGCAAGCCAACUACAGCACCCGCCUUCAAAUGUGAAUUCUGCGAUUAUGCCGGCGCACACGAAGUCUACAUACAGAAGCACCGUUAUGUGCACACACAAAGCUAUCAGGACAAAUGUGCCGAACUGUAUAAGCACGUACACGAGGAUGCCGAAUAUGCGCCGCCCAAACUUAUGCAAAUCACCUUGGCCAAGAGCCUGCAACAGGCGCCCGAAACCAUUUGGAUCGUCGACAAUGACCUCAAUGAGCAGUGCAAAGAGCAGCAUCAGCAACAACAACACGCCAGCAUAUCAUCCUCUUCUGUGACGCCCGGAAUAGCGUCCGCAACAAUGGCAGCUACAGCACACUUCGAUACCGCUAAUUCGCUGUUGAAAAAACAGUUGGAGUCCGGUAUGGGUGGUAGCAGCGCUGGUGGUGCAGGUAGUAGCGCUGCAAUGGGCCACUCGCCUCCACCGACACCUAUGCCCAAAGAGCUGCCCAACGCCGAUGCGGAUGAUUCAUCGAAUAUGCCAUCGACGAGCGCUUCAGUGGCCACCAGCGAUUUAGCAGUGGAUGGCGGCAGUGAUUUCACCUCGAGCAUCGCCUCGCCGGCGGCAAUGGAGAAAUGUCUCUACUGUCCCUACGAGACGAAGCAUACCACAUUCUACAAAGCGCACUUACAGCAUCACAUAUGCAUUAGCCAGCAGAAGGAGGCUUACACCUGCGAACAUUGCGAUUAUACGGAUGCCAAGCAGGAGCACAUCGAAGAGCACACACGUGUGCACUUCAAUGCGGUGGAGAAACUGAAAUCGGUAGCCUUCUUCACCUCAUACGACAAUUUGGAAUUGAGUGUGGAGCAGGAGCAGGGUGGUGGCGGCGCAGAUGAUGAGGCAACAGCGGCAACAUCAGAGGAGUUGAUGGAGGAGCGCGAACAGCAAGCAGAAGACCCGAGCGAACCACAGGAGUCCAUGCAAAAUGAAGUGCUCUUAAAUAUCAAACAAGAGCACAACAACAACAAUGAGGAGCAUGUCAUCAAUGAAAAUGUGCUAAAGGAGCAACAACUGACGGCGGUGAAAGGUAGCAGCAGCGGUGGUUUGAAAAUAAAAGUCGACAGCGAUGACAGAUCUGCAGAGAAAACGCCAACUGCUGCAACAACAACAACAGCAGCAGCAACGGACAACAUGAAAAAACCUUGCAACAAAAUUAUACUCUACAAAAAUGAUGGUUGCUUGAGCAUAAAGCGCGAAGGUGCCAACUCUACCAUUAACGGCAGCAACAACAAUAACAAUUCAAAUGCUAAUUGUGAAAAUAUUAGUGAUCGCCUGCGUCGUCGCAUAUCGCGUAAUAACAGCAGCAAUGCCACACAUUUAAAUGGCAAUGCGAACAAUAAUAACAACAACAACAACAACAAUAUAAGUGAUGAACAAAGCGCUGCUGUUGCUGUUGCCACUGGCUGUGGCGCACAGCAGCCAAGCCACAAAACCAUAUUAGUAAACGCCAAAACAGGUCAGGUUAUUAGUCGGAAUUAAUACUUGCUUGGCGAUGUAUGUACAUAUGUAUGCGUGAAGCUGCACAGUCGCUGUGGCAGCAGCAUGUUUAUGUUUGUAGCGUUUGUUAAGGAAAAUGAAUUAUUUCUUGUUGUACUUCAAACAAUUCUGUUAUUGUACCAGCUGCUAUUGUUGUUUUUAUCAGUUUCUGAAUUUGCUAAAUGUUUUUUUUUGUUGUUUUUUUUUUUUUAAGAAAACCAAAUAAGUGUUAU
This is a messenger RNA of Zeugodacus cucurbitae (melon fly), 12706 nucleotides long. Its product is annotated as serine-rich adhesin for platelets. The record is from RefSeq and is a predicted model, not a curated record. Lineage: Eukaryota; Metazoa; Arthropoda; Insecta; Diptera; Tephritidae. The coding region runs from base 4680 to 12476 and encodes 2598 amino acids. Gene Ontology annotation, biological process: regulation of gene expression. Gene Ontology annotation, cellular component: nucleus. The transcript is spliced from 13 exons.